AACACUGUGAAGUGAUUGGCUCUCGAUCGCAAAUAGACUACUCUGAUUGGAUCGAACGAGCUGUCCGUCAACGUGUUCCACGCCGCUCUCUUCAGCGGUCGCUUACUUAUUUUUCCACAUUAAAUAACAACAAACGCUUCCAAAAUAUUAUCAUUACCGUCCAUAAACGACACACUUUAACGGAACCGGUUCCUGAAGGACAUGAGCGCCUUGUUGGCGGCCAGAGCUGUUGUGAUCUGGCUGCGGUGCUGGUGAAGGGGACAUGGGCCGCCGUCUCAACUCAUGCCACAACACGCUCCACAGCGCCACUGAAACGGACGAGGGUUCGGUCUUCACGCCAGGGCGACGUCAACAGGCCGCCAUCGGGUUCCAGGCUCUUGGUAGACGCUCCAAGUAGCCGUGUCUGAUGAGGAUGUCUGAUACUGUCAGUGAGACUAUGAGAGCUCUGGACGAGAACACCUCGAGCGCAGCCGACCACGACCUCAACACGUCACAGAGCCGGCCGCAAAACCAACACCACCAUGAAAACUGCAGCGACGACAGAGAGACGCAGCGGCAAAUACCCGGACAAGGCACUAAAAGAUCCAAGUCUAACACAAAGUUAAAGUUAGUUCGGAGCCUGGCCAUUUGUGAAGAACCUUCUCCUUCCACAAUUACCACACAACUUCCUCAAGACCACCAGGAUGGAGAUCAUAUUAAACUCCCCCAGACGUUUGACAAAGAUGAAUUGCCUCUUACUGCCAACGAGGAUGAUAAAGACAAAAGUGCCAACAAGCUUGAGAAACUGGAGAAAAUGCCACACAAGAUGCUGUCCAGAGAUUCCAGUCAGGAAUACACGGACUCCACUGGCAUCGACCUGCACGAGUUCUUGGUGAACACACUGAAGAACAACCCCAGGGACCGAAUGAUGCUGCUGAAGCUGGAACAGGACAUCCUCGACUUCAUCAGUAAUAAUGAGAGUCAGAGGAGAAGGUUUCCGCCCAUGACCUCCUAUCACCGAAUGCUCCUGCACCGAGUCGCUGCUUACUUUGGCUUAGACCACAACGUCGACCAAACCGGGAAAUGUGUCAUCAUCAACAAAACCAGCAAUACACGAAUACCAGAUCAGAAGUUUUCCGAACACAUCAAAGACGACAAGACGGAUGAUUUCCAGAAGCGCUACAUCUUAAAACGGGACAACUCCAGCGUUGACAAAGACGACAACAUGAUGCGAAUGAAACUAAAAGACGACAGGAGAAGCAAGUCAAUCGAGGAGCGUGAGGAGGAAUAUCAGAAAGUGCGAGAAAGGAUCUUUGCUGAUGGUUUAGACACCUUCCCGUUGGAUCAAAGGAUUCAAGAGGACGAGAUGUGUAACAACAUACAGCAGAGACGGCAGAUCUUCAGACUGAAAGACGGCCGGUCGGCAAACAGCCGACAAAGCAGCUCUGAGAACGAGGCCAAGUAUUCAGAGCCGCGUCCGUGGAGCAGCACGGAUUCGGACAGUUCCAACCGCAACCUGAAGCCUGCCAUGACCAAAGCCAGCAGCUUCAGCGGUAUCCCGGUUCUGAUCCGCGGCGACAGCUCCAGCAGCAGUAAGAGUGUGGGCCGGCUCUCAAAGACAGGUUCUGACUCUUGUAGUAGCGUAGGUUCGUCCACCGGUUCGCUCUCUCGAUCCCAGCCUCCCUCUGCCGCCGCGGCUCUAUCGCAGUCGAUGGCCUACCCUGCUGUCAGCGCUAGCAGCGGCGUUUCCUAUGAGCCGCCGGCGUCUACGGCUAGCCCUAGCUACUAUUUGCUUCCCCUGGAAGCUGCGGGGAUACCGGCCGGAAGUGUCCUGGUCAACCCGCAUACAGGUCAGCCUUUCCUGAACCCUGACAGCAGUGCUGUAGUCUACAACCCCAGUGUGACCUCACAGGCCUCCAGAUGUCAAUCAUCUGUAGCUCCGCCUCCAGCCGCUCACCAGCAGCACCAGCCCACCAAUCACGUCAUGUCACAGCUGGAACUAAAUCCAUUUCCUUCCUCUGUGUGUAUAUUUCCUCUUCCUGUUUGGUGUCUUCAGCCUCUCUGGUCUGUCCAGCCGUCCGCUCUGCCCGUCCAGCACUCCACGGUGUCUUACCCACCGAUCCUCACAAUGUCUCCUAACCAGCAGCUCACUGUGCAGGAUAAUCUGAGCGCCCAGUUCAGUCACAUGAUGAUGGUCCGGCAGGCCUCGGCAGACGCCCGUGACACUCACACAGCCAUUUACCCGUCGCCUGUGUCGCUCCAGACCCCUGCGCCUCCCCCGCCGCAUCAGGCCGGAUACAUGAUGCCCUCGCCAGGACAGAAUAUGCCCACACCUGCAUUCCCUGCGCCGCACACGGCCACCAUCAACCAGCAGCAGCAGCAGCAGCAGAGCUUCAUCCAGCAGCAGAUGCCGCCGUGUUACUGUUCACCCAGCCAGUACCCCGUGUCUGGACAGCCGUACCGGCCUAUGGGCUCGGUGCCGUACAGCGGCCCUCCGAGUCAGAUGCCCCCUGCACCCGCGCAGCCGACAGGUUACCAAACUGUGAUGCCAAAUCAGCAGCAGAACUACCAGAACGUCAUCCAGCCGCCACAGAAUCAGACGCUGGUCAGCAGCCAACACAGCAAUAUGGGAAGUCAGAUGCAAGGCAUGAUGGUCCAGUAUCUGUCAAUGCCAUCUUAUCAGGUGUCUGUGCCUCAAGGAGCCCCGGCUGUGCCGCAGCAGACGUAUCAGCAGCCCGUCGUCAGCCAUGCGCCCGUGCCUGGGUCCAGCAUUCAGGUCUACUACAGCAUCGUACCUCCUCACCAACAGAACGCCGUCAGCUCCUCCGUGGGGUUCUUGCCUCCUCCAGGAGCAGAGCAGAUGCCGUUCCACCGCACCUCGCCUCCCUGCAGCUCGCAACAGAUUCCCGCCCAGCAGUGCUCAGGUGCUCCGCCCCCAUCAGGUGGUAUGGUGAUGAUGCACCUGGCGUUACCUGCGUCGCAGCAGCUUCAGUCGCAUUCACCCCCGCAGUGGAAACCCAACAAAUACUACAGCUCUGAGCACACGCGCACACAGAAGCCCAGCGAGAUCUGCUGUCUGGACACGUCACGAAGCAGUCCACAGAUCGGCAGCCCGUCCAUCUCGCCGGCCCAGUCGCCCACACCUGCACACCUCACUACUGUAAAGAACAUCCGUCCCAGCCUCAACACUGUUCCCAUCAUGCCUCACUUCUCUAGAUCCUUCGUUUCCGGACAAGGUGACGUUCGCUAUCCUCUGCUGGGCCAGACGCUCCAGUACAGCCCUCAGAUUCGCCCUCCCUUACUUCAGGCCCCGCCCAUGAUGUCCAGUCAGGCUUCUGUAGGGAUUCGACACGCUGGUCGAGGCAGGAAGCCACACAGGAAAGCGCUUUCUACAGAUCUCAGUUGAUCGUCCGUGCGCCGCGGGCAUCAGUCGUACGGAGGCCUGUGCAGGACAGGAGCUUCAGGAUUUCUCUCGCCAAAUCUCCCUCCUCCAGCGCUGACCCCGCGGCCUCUAAACCGUCCUGCUCGCACACGCCGCACAGGACCUACAGCUCGCCCGCUUCAGACUCCCAACGACGCCGUCACCCUUCCACACGAGGGCGCUCUGACUGACUGACAAACAGACAGCCGGCGGGAGUUUGAGCUCUAGAAAACAAUCCGAACUGAAAGUGUUCUGCUCUCUCAUUGGACAGUUGACUGGAACAUAUCAAAAUGCAGCCGGAACUGUGUUGUUCUUUAUUUUUUUAUCUGCAUUUAUUGGUUUGUUUGUUUUUUAUUUGAAUAUUCUAGUAUUAAAACACGUCAGAUGGACUUUUUUUGGUUUGGUUUCCAGUCGUUCGCAUUUGUAUUUCUUCACCAGCCAUCGGCUCUCAGUGUGACGCGUUCGCACGCGGGUGUCGUGGUGUGCCUUCGGUCAGACGAACAAAGACGUCUCAUGUCAAACACCCUGCUUUUGUGUAAAUAAUUUAUGACGUAGCUGUAUAAUUCAGUUUCCUCUGAAUUGUGGGAAUAGACGCCAGUAAGAGCGACAGCAGCAUUUUUUAUGUUGUUGUUGUUGUUGUUUAUUUCCCUUGUUUUUUAAUUUAAGACAUUUAAAACCAAUCAUACGGCAUCUCAGCAGAUCAUUUUUAAUAAGUUGAACGGUUGUGUUUCUUGUUUUCACACGCGUCUUUUAAUAUAUUCUUACCGGGGAAAAAUAAAAAGAGAAAAACGACAAAAAGUUGCACAUUUAUACAAACUCAAUAUAUAUACAGAAAAAUCUAUUUUUUUCUUAUGAAAAUACGUGUGGAAGUCUGAAAGGCUGUUUAAUGUUUACUGGUGCAAGUCCAUUUUUAUUUCAGUUUUGAGAACCAAUAAAUGUUUACACCAAAUGAUCUACUUUAUCAAA
This is a messenger RNA of Megalobrama amblycephala (Wuchang bream), 4366 nucleotides long. RefSeq names its product R3H domain-containing protein 1-like. Gene Ontology annotation, molecular function: nucleic acid binding. Lineage: Eukaryota; Metazoa; Chordata; Actinopteri; Cypriniformes; Xenocyprididae. The record is from RefSeq and is a predicted model, not a curated record. Bases 407 to 3385 code for a protein of 992 amino acids. The transcript has 27 exons.